Messenger RNA from Rotaria socialis, 2712 nucleotides. The record is from the annotation of a GenBank genome assembly. NCBI's taxonomy places the organism in Eukaryota, Metazoa, Rotifera, Eurotatoria, Philodinida, Philodinidae.
AUGUCGACAUGCAUUCGAUCUCAACAUCAAUCGUCAAAUCAAUUAUAUCAAAUUGUCACCGGACUAAAACAAUUUCAUUCUCAGUUGUGCCAAUUUAAAUUCGAAAAUUGUAUUCAAGAUUCCUCCUAUGCUGAUCAAUUAGAUACCGAUUGUAACAUAUAUUCGCGUUUACGCGAUUGUUUUCGUUCAUUACUCGAUGAUUCUCAAUGUCUAUCCGCACAACUUAAAGAUCAGUAUACAAAAGCGAAACAAAAUGAAUAUCAAGCGUGUGGCGUUGCUUCAUCGUAUGAAUCUGUUCGUUCAUCAAGCAUUGUUCACAAAUUUCGCAUACGGGAUAAAGCAUCUGAUGAAUCAGCGUCUACUGAGACAAAAGGAUAUGAAUGUCUUUGCAUCGGAAGUCAAAAUCUUGGAACACGUAAAUCAAUAGUAAAAAUAAAAGUUGUGAGAAUACCUCUUCAUCGUGUAUUUACAUUGAGUGAUAAUUUAAUUCAAAUACUUGAUAGUGAUAAUUUACAACCAAUUCCUAAUUUAAAAAUAAAAAAUGUUCUAACAUUUGGUGUAUCUAAUGCGACUGAUCAAUGUCAAGGAGGAUAUGUUGAUAUAUGUGUAUCAACAAAACGAAAUAAAAUACAAAUCUAUCGACUAGACAAAUUAAAUAUGAAUUUUGGUUACGAACUAUCAGUUCAAGAUUCGUUUACAUCAAUAGCAAUGGAUAGUUGUGGUAUUAUAGGAUGUUCUGAAACAGAAUAUUUUUCUUAUGAUCCAUCCAAUAGUAAUGAUCGUCGAUCAACAGGAUCUUUUAAUAGUAUAUUUAAAUUAGAUGAUCCGAAUACAGCAGUUUGUUUUACUAAUAUUUCUCCGGGCCAAUAUUUACUUAAUGGUCCCAAUGUUGGCGUUACUACAUCUUUGCAAGGCAUGAGUCAACGUCCUCCAAUUAUGUUUGUCAGUUCGCCGAUAGAUUUUAUUUAUUCACAUCCAUAUUUAAUUGUUCUCGUCAGGGAUUAUAUUCAUAUAUACAGUUAUUUAGACGAUCAACUUAAACAGGAGAUACCUUUGAAAUUUUGCCGAACAUUAUUAACUAUGCAACAAGAAAAUAUUAAAAAUAUCAUAGUUACGAAUAAAGAUAAUAUUUAUUUACUUGUUCCACUUAGUAUUGAAGAACAAAUUGAACAAUUAUUGAAUAGUUACCGUUUACAAGAAGCAUUAACAUUAGCCGAAAGUACUUGUUCAUCGAUUAAACAACGUAGCACAAAUCGAUUGGUUCUAUCAACUAAAAAGCGUAUUGCAUUUAUUGAAUUUAGUGCAAUGAAUGUUGUUCGUGCAUUAUGUUUAUUCGAUGAUAUUCAUAUAGAUUUUCAUGAAAUUCUGACACAAAUACCAAAUUUUUUACCAAUAAAUUCUUCAUGGUCGAAUAUAGAUGAAAAUAAUAAAAGUCAAUAUGUUCAAUGGUUGAAUGCACUCGGUGAUUAUAUGACAAGAAAAUCAGCUGAGUUUUCUCAUCAGCCGGACUAUUAUCCAGUACUAUUAAAAGCCUAUUUACUCGUGAAAACUCCUGAAAUGAUCAUUGAAUUCAUUCAAACCAAUGCCUCUUAUGUUCCAAUGGAUUAUUGUAAAAUUCUUAUAGAUGCACAACAUUAUAAUGCUGCAGCCAUACUCUAUUCUUCACAUGAAAAACAUCAACAAGCUAUUGAUAUAUGGAAAAAACUUGUAUCAAAUGAAUAUUCGAAUGAUGAUACAUUUCCUGGUGUGUGGAUUCUUGCGAAAUAUAUACUUGAACGAAAUAUUGAUCGAUCAUUAGAAUUCUCUACUGCUGCCUGGUUCCUAGAACGAAACGAAGAAGAAUUAGCAUUAAAAAUUUUCACUAAUAAACAUCGAACGGAAUCGAACAAUGAUCCAUUCUCUUCUCAACGAGUUAUUAAUCUGAUAAAAACGCAUCAAACAGCAUUAGUAACUUACCUGGAAUAUGCUGUUUUUAAACUUCAACUUCAAACCGACGAAAUUCAUACAAUGUUAGUUAAUAUCUAUCUCGAUCAAAUUUUAUCAAAAUCAGAUAAUGAAGAAACACGUUCUAAACUUCAAGCAUUCAUAAUCACAUCAAAUUCGUAUCGUGUUCAAACUGUUCUACAUCGAGUUAAUCAAACAAAUCGAUUGAAACGUGAAGUUGCUCUUCUCUAUGGCAAAAUGAAUAAUUUCGAACAAGCUUUUCGAAUACUCGUCGAUGAACUGCAAGAUUUGGAAUAUGCAGAAAAUUAUUGUAUAGCUUUAUCACAUGGAAAAUCGAGUGCUGAUCGGAAAAUUGUUGCUCAUGUUCUAUUUAAAGUCUUUCUCAAUUCGUUAGAAAAAUAUCCAAAUGAAAUAAAAGCAGCACUACUUCGUCUUCUUUGCAAUAAUGAAAUUGAAUUUGAUUUUAUUGAAGUUCUACAACGUCUACCAUCUCAUUGGUCUUUAGCAUCGUUAUCUCAAAUUCUUCUACGAGCUUUACGUACUUAUUCUUAUACUCAGCGAGCAGCAAAACUAGAAUCCUCUUUAGUACGUGUACAAAAUGAACAGUUAAAUAUAAAAUUAAGUCAAUUGAAACGUUCAAACACAAUGAUUAAUGAACAACGUCAAUGUAAACAUUGUUUACAACAAUUUUAUGAAACAUCAUGUGUUGUUUAUCAAGAUGGAAUUCAAGUUCAUGUUCAUUGUGCAAAAAAAUACAAACAAAAUUAA